UCAGUUGAGUACACCGAAUGAAUGACAACCUGCGCACUUGCUAGUUAGGACGAGACUGCCGAGUACUGUGCUCCUACGGCCAAUCAAAUCUUGUUCUGGCAAGUAGCGUAACUAAAGAUGGCUGCCGUAGAAGUUGAGCGUUCGAAGCUUGAGUCUUCACUGCGUAACCUUAAAUUAUCCGGUCACGUAGGGUUUGACAGUCUCCCUGAUCAGCUGGUCAAUAAAUCCGUUCAAAAUGGAUUCGUAUUCAACAUUUUAUGCAUCGGAGAGACUGGUCUUGGAAAAUCAACACUUAUGGACUCGCUUUUUAAUACAAGCUUCGAAUCUACUCCAAGUCCACAUAGUUUGCCUUCGGUGAAGCUGAAGGCUCAUACUUAUGAGCUACAAGAGAGCAAUGUUCGUCUAAAGUUAACCAUAGUUGAUACGGUUGGAUAUGGAGAUCAGAUCAAUAAGGAAGACAGUUUUAAGGCUGUUGUUGAUUAUAUCGAUGCUCAAUUCGAAGCAUAUCUCCAGGAAGAACUUAAAAUCAAACGUUCAUUGUCUACUUAUCAUGAUAGCCGUACGCAUGUGUGUCUCUACUUUAUCUGCCCCACUGGACAUGGACUGAAAUCCAUUGAUCUCGUAUGUAUGAAAAAGCUUGAUACCAAAGUAAAUAUCAUUCCAAUAAUCGCAAAGGCCGAUACAAUUUCGAAGACUGAAUUACAAAAAUUUAAGAGUAAAAUAAUAUCCGAACUACAAAACAACGGUGUUCAUAUCUACCAAUUUCCAACUGACGAUGAAAGUGUAACUGAUGUCAAUACCUCAAUGAAUGCUCAUGUGCCAUUUGCUGUAGUUGGCAGUACAGAUUUUGUGCGAGUCGGUAAUAAAAUGAUGAGGUCUCGCCAAUAUCCAUGGGGUACUGUACAAGUCGAGAAUGAGUCUCACUGCGAUUUUGUAAAGCUACGCGAAAUGCUAAUUAGAACAAACAUGGAAGAUAUGCGAGAGAAAACUCAUUGUCGUCAUUAUGAAUUAUAUCGCAAAAAAAGACUAGAACAGAUGGGAUUCAGUGACGUUGAUAGCGACAAUAAACCAGUCAGCUUUCAACAGACAUUUGAGGCAAAGCGUUCGACUCAUUUACAAGAACUCCAGCAGAAAGAAGACGAAAUGCGCCAAAUGUUUGUCGUACGCGUAAAAGAGAAGGAAGCUGAGUUGAAAGAUGCCGAAAAAGAGUUACACGUGAAGUUCGAUAAACUGAAGAAAGAUCACACCGAAGAAAAAAAGAAGCUAGAAGAAAGCCGUAAGAAACUGGAGGAUGACAUUCUAGAAUUUAACAGAAGGAAAUCUCAGAUCGCCCAGCAGCCUCAACAUCAUACUCUAACACUAGGAAAAAGCAAGAAAAAGUAGAAUUAUAUGGAAUUCCAAUUUCUAAAAACACAACGCUUCCCUUUUAUCAUACAUUGUACUUUCAUUAGCCAUGGUUUUUGUCCGACUAUAUACAUGUAUUUAUUUCUAGUAUUUUAUAUUAUAGAGUAUUCAUUUGUGACGCGAGUAUGAGAGACUUAAACCUGUAUUAUCCAAAGUUUUCAAUGAAUAAGAUUAUCCAUAUAUUUUAACGUGUAUUAAUCGUGAAUCACAUUAUUGACAUUAGAUGUAUAUUUUUACCCAAUGCUUCUGGUUACUGAAGAAAUGUGACUUGUCUCCCCUUACUUGAUUUUACAAUUGUGGUAACGAAACUCCAUAAUGAUGAAUUUAUGCUCAUAGUAAACAGAAAACCGCUAAUUUCUAGCCAAAUCAUUUUGUAUCAGGAUCCAUUCUGAGAUCCAUUCAAAGUGCUCUCUUUAUACACAUUAUCAAUUAGGCAGACAUAAAAAUAUAGUUAUAUAUAUAUGUAUACAUAAGAUAAUCGAAAUAUAUUAAAUAUUUAGAUACCUGA
Messenger RNA from Athalia rosae (coleseed sawfly), 1912 nucleotides. RefSeq names its product septin-2 (gene Septin2). Gene Ontology annotation, molecular function: GTP binding; molecular adaptor activity; GTPase activity. Bases 118 to 1383 code for a protein of 421 amino acids. Lineage: Eukaryota; Metazoa; Arthropoda; Insecta; Hymenoptera; Athaliidae. Gene Ontology annotation, biological process: cytoskeleton-dependent cytokinesis. The transcript is spliced from 8 exons. The record is from RefSeq and is a predicted model, not a curated record. Gene Ontology annotation, cellular component: septin complex; cell division site; microtubule cytoskeleton.